AUGAUUGCAAAAUAAGUUUUAAAUAGAUAGUUAGAAUUUUAAAUUUAAGAGAUAGAGUAAUAUUUAGAUGUAUUUAUUGAUUAUUUUAAUCUAUUAGUCAUCGUUUGAUAAUAUCAAUAAUUUUAUAGAUUAAAUAUUCAUUAAAGAUUCUCUAAUUUCUGAAUUAAACAAUUCCAAAUUAGAAUUAUAAUUAUAAUUACCAAAAGUUCCUUAAUUUAAUUUAAUUUUUUAAUCUGAGUUAUAAUCAAAUAUUGUUUAAGAAAUAAAACCAUUAAUCAAUUAUAAAACCAUACAUUAAGUUCAAAUAAAAUAAUCAUCAGAUUAAAAACAUUAAUAAUCAUUAAUUUAAUCAUAAUAAUCUUAAUUUAAAUAAUCAAUGGAUCCUAAGUCUUAAUUCAAUUCUAAACCAUUUAAAUAUCACUUAAUUAAACAUAACUCUAUUAAGUAAAGGGAAGUUUGUUAUACAAUUGCUUUUAAUAAAGAUUGUUCAAUUUUAGCUAUUGGUUGCAAAAAAUAAAUAAAAAUAUAUGAAUUUAAGCAAGGAUUGUUAAAAUUAAUACAAGUAUUAAAUGAGCAUAAAGAUAAUGUAUUUACUUUAAAUUUCAUGAAAAAAUCCAAUUAAUUUAUAUCUGGAGAUUGUGUUGGAUCUAUUUUAAUUUGGUCAAACAAUAUUAAUAAUUAAUUUAAUUGCUAAUAAAAAAUUUAAGGACAUAAUGAUGCUAUUCGAUGUUUAAUUUUGAAUACUAAUGAAGAUAUUUUAAUAUCUAGUAGUAGUGAUGAAACUAUUAAAUUUUGGAUUAAACAAAAUGAAUGGAUAUGUUAAUAAACUAUCACAAAUCAUACUAAUUGGGUUGAUUAAUUAAGUUUAAAUGAUUAAUAAAAUUAAGUUAUUUCUUGUGGAAGAGAUAAGUAAAUAUUAGUAAUUGAAUACUCGAAAUAAAAUUUAAAAUGGAUUGUAAUUUAAAAUAUUCUAGUUGAAUAUAAUGGAAGAAGAUUAUGCUUUAUAAACAAUAAUUAAUUCACAUUUUAACCAAAUUAGGGCAAUUUAAUGCAUGUUUAUGAAAUGAAUAGUGUAACUAAAUAGUUUACUAAAACUAAAGAUAUCACUGUAAAUCAAAAUUAUGAUGAUUGUGGAUUAUUUCCAUAAUAAUUUAUUAAAUAAAAAUAAUUAUUAGUGGAUAAGCAUCAUAAAUGUCUCAAUUUAAUCAGAAAGACACAAAAUGAUGAAUUUAAAGUUGAGUAAUCUAUUUAAUUUGAUGAUUAUUGUUUAUAUGGGUAAAUGAGUGACGAUGGAGAGUAUUUGAUUACUUGGGAUAAAUCAUCUAAAGAAAUAUAAAUCAGAAAAUAUACAGAAGAAGAAUGA
This is a messenger RNA of Paramecium pentaurelia, 1363 nucleotides long. The record is from the annotation of a GenBank genome assembly. Lineage: Eukaryota; Ciliophora; Oligohymenophorea; Peniculida; Parameciidae.